Messenger RNA from Menidia menidia (Atlantic silverside), 929 nucleotides. The record is from the annotation of a GenBank genome assembly. Lineage: Eukaryota; Metazoa; Chordata; Actinopteri; Atheriniformes; Atherinopsidae.
GAUAAAACAUUCAUUUACAGAUCGACACACUUGGUUCUCACACCCAGGUUUCCAUUUCACAGUUAAUAGACACAGGGAGGAUUGGCUGCAUUUCUCAUGACAGCUUAACAGUAAACAGGGACAGCAUAUUCCCGUAAUUCAAAGUGCAUACGUGUAAGUCCCAAAGGUGAAAGAAAAAGUUAGUGUUUAUUCCAGAUUUGCCCCGUACGUCAUCUGUAGAUCAUGAGAAACACACCGAUUGGCAGAUACACACUCACACUGACAAGUUAUGGGGAGGUGACAAGAUUAACAUCUAAAGUCUUGUUUGUUGAACGUAUUCCAUUAUAUUUGACACUCAUCAUCUGCCACCAGUUCAAGUGUUAGCACUAUUCAAAGUGACAGGAGUAAUCGGAGCAGUGAUGGCAGCAACAGCCUCAUAUGGACGCAGAGGGACAGGUGGUCUCAGCAUGACCAAAGCUCUGUUCCUGAUAUUCUCUCUGCUUACUCUGGGCUGCCCUGGGAGCUCUCUGAUAGACGAUGAUCAGCUGGAAGAGCUUCAGAAAAACAUCAAGAAGCUACAAAAGGAAGUAGCAAGUAGAAGGGCUGACAUUAUGGUAGACAGCAUCUUCAUUUCAGAUGUAAUGGAGGAAGUUGUACACUUAAUGGACCUUUUAACCGAAGUGGUCAAAAGAACAUUGCCGGAUGUCCCACCAAUGCUGACAUUUAUGGGGAACCUGAAGGCUUUUUUGGAAGAAUGUAAGGUUUAUAUAAUUAAGGACAUUUUUAAAAAGGCUGGAAAACUCGAUGACCAUGAAAAAAAACUUCAACAUCUGGAGAAGCUGAUAUCAAACCUGGCAGAACAGAAAGCUCAUUUGUAAUUAUCUUGUUGGUGAUAUUGUCUCUGAAAUUACUCUGAAAUUGAAAAUAAAGCUCUUCUUUCUCCAUAAAAA